AUGAGCGCACGCACCAAGUUCCCCGUCGUCCUCAUCCACGGCGUCUUCGGCUUCGGGAAGCAGAGGCCGUUGUGGGGUCACUGGGUUCCAUACUGGCCCGAGCGGGAGCUGCAGGAUAUUAACCCCAACCAUUUGCUAGUGGACGUAGGCGCCGUAUCCUCGGAUCACGAUCGCGCCUGCGAGGUGUUCUACCAGUUGGUCGGGGGCCGAGUGGACUACGGAGAGAAACAUUCAACUGACACAGGCCACGAUCGCUAUGGAGAGACGUUCGACAAGGCUUUGCUCCCCGAUUGGGGCGAAGACAACCCUGUGCACUUGUUAGGACACAGCUUCGGAUCCACGACGGCCAUUGAGCUGUUCCAGAUGCUGAGUUCGGAUUUCUUCGGAGUUGGCAGUUCCCACAAGUGGGUGGCCAGUAUCACGUGCAUUGCGGGGCCGUUGACUGGCUCAACGUUGACACACAUGAUCGGUAUGGAGACCAGCCGAGUGGUGCCUGGAGGCAUCGUUCACUUGAUGUCCAUCGUGUUGGGCACGUGGAUUAAACUGUGCUGGAAGAUUCCAAUACUUAAGAACGCAGCGGAUCUCCGCAUGGAUCAAUGGAGCAGAUACUCGCUCAAAGAUCUACUAGCAGCCGAUGGACCCGUCAAUUCAUCGAGAGACUUGGUCGUGCAUGGCACGAUACCAGAGUACCGCAUCUCGCGCAACGCUCAGCUGCAAAAUAUGGACAAACUGCAUUUGCUGAGUAUCACCACGUCGCCCAAGACGGUGUAUCGUCCAUUUGGCGAAGGUGUGGCUCUUGCCGUGCUGGGAUUGCUACGUUGGAAUCGGUUUCCGAAAUGGUGCCCUGCGCUGGUUAGACGUCGCGCUUUCCGUGUCUUUGCUAGCGUCUUGGUCGUGUGCUACUUGUGGCUUAAGCUCAAGAAACUCGACGUGUCUAAGAUGCCGUCCAUGUACGGGCUCAAGUGGCUCAUUCGACGUCGUGCUCGCAGUCUUCCGAUGAUCUUCGACGGCUUUGAGGCUAAUAGCUGGGAACACAACGACGGCGUCGUGAACAUCCGUUCCAUGUUGAGACCGUGGUUUCCCAAGCCUCAAGAGAUGGAGAGAGCACUUAGCAGCAACGACUUGAGACCACCGGCGCCCUCUCUUCCAGCGACAUCGUCCUCUUCGUCAUUGAAAGACACUGUAUUGAUACGUUGCGAGUCUCACAUCUCCAUCGAUGGCUUCAACCGAGAUACGGACGACGAGCAGCAGGCUCACGGGGCCAAACGCUUUGAAAAGGGGCGAUGGUACGUCUAUCGUGUGGACAGCAACCACCUCGCUGGAACCUUCUGGGACAGCAACGCAGCCGAUCUGUACAAGAGUUUAUUCACGUUGAUGAGCAAAGAGUACGAACGAGACGAGUUCAAAACCCAGUGGCGCGUGUCAUUAAACAAACCGCCACGGUAAUGCUCCGUUCUACAGCUAAUGACACAGUACUGCAUGUUACAUGAAAAAUUGAAACUUCACAAAAGGAAAAGGCAGAGUACAACAUCGUGGGACGAGUCGAUGGAACUCGACCUCGACAACAACAAAUAUUUCAGUUUUCUUUUUAAUUUGACUGUGUACGAUGGAGACCUCCAACCGUUGGGACCACUUCCAAGCUCCCUGUCGUGUUCAUCCACGGCGUCUUUGGCUUCGGCAAGACCCGUCCGAUGUGGAAUCGCUGGUCGCCGUAUUGGCCUGAGAAGGUGCUAAACGCUUUGAACGAGAGCCACAUUGUGCUGCAUGUAGGCCCAUUAAGCUCGAACCACGAUCGAGCAUGUGAAGCUUUCUACCAGCUCUACGGGGGUCAAGUCGACUACGGUGAACAGCACAGUCGAGAAACUAGACACGAACGCUACGGUGCUUCAUACAAAACCC
Molecule: messenger RNA, 1899 nt
Organism: Phytophthora infestans T30-4
Lineage: Eukaryota; Oomycota; Peronosporomycetes; Peronosporales; Peronosporaceae
Exons: 3
Coding region: 1-1446 (481 amino acids)
Source: RefSeq, a predicted model, not a curated record